Molecule: messenger RNA, 1480 nt
Organism: Pocillopora damicornis (cauliflower coral)
Lineage: Eukaryota; Metazoa; Cnidaria; Anthozoa; Scleractinia; Pocilloporidae
Source: RefSeq, a predicted model, not a curated record
GUUCCCAGGUUCUUCUCUCCUCUUCCCGCGAGAGGGAACGGGUUCCUUAGCCUGAGAACGCGGAUGCCUGAAAACUAAGAUGAUUCCGAAAUAAACAAUCAACAAAGUUUGCACAAAAACAGGGUGAUGAAAGUUUCCGCAAAUGCAGAUGAAUAAUGGAACUUACUGAUCAGAUUCGAGGUACUGAUAAGAUGUUUAGCGAUUGUAUUCAAGUGAAUUGGCGUCCUCCGAGAAUUUUGACAAUCUGUUGACGAAAAAUGUCACUUAACAAAAUUUGAAAAACCUAACCCUUUAUUAAAUGUUUCAUGCCGGAAAAAGCUUGAAUUACUCUUUGGAAUGGUGUGAUCAUAACUAGAUACAAACUUUUGAUAAGUCUUCAUAUAUUCACUGUAACACGAGGAUCAAUAGUCAGCCCGUAAAAUAUAUAACGAAAUGUCAUCUUUCAGCAGCGCAUUUCGAUUCAGCUCUUCUGGUGAUAGAUAGCGAUGGAGAAUCUGAAUGGAAAUCUCGUGACAAAUGUUUAAGAGGAUAUCAUUAUACGUCAUUAAUUUUUGAUGAAAAAUUUGUGGAUGAGUGCUGUUAAAAAGAGCAUUUACAGGUACCAAACAUAGACUAGAAGACUCAGUUUUUCCAUCCACUGUCAAGUCCUCUGGGAAAUGUGAAUAUAUGAGAGGAUUAAAACGUACUUUGAACAGCAAGCUAUCAGACCGGAUUUUCGUCAGAAAGAGGGAUGGCUUUGUGUUCAACUUCUGCCAACAAGGAACAACCCUUCCUGCCAUCAAUAGGUAAUAAAGAAAAGCACAGACAUAGCGCAGAAAUCCGCGCCGACGUAGAGGACUUGAAUCGACGAAUAGAAUUUUCUGAGGACAUGAACGAAUCGUCUAAAACAACCGCGAGGAAAGAUUCAUCAUCAAACAAAACUUCUCAAAAAAACGACAUAUGUAAGAGUGGACGAGGCAAAGCGAUCAAAACAAGGACAGACAAAAAGCGAGGAACCCAUUUUCAUUUGCCCCCGCUAUCUUUAAAGCCAGUCGGAAACGCUCGGCCAGUGGAAAGUUGGAGUGCUGCGUUAGGUUUACGGGAGAGCUUUGAGAUUCCUCGUGGUUUCUUGAAUAAACUUACCAACGAGGUGCUCAGAAUCGAUCGACUCUUGAGAGAAGAAGCUAUGUUAAAGCAGAUCAGAGAAACGAGGAUAAUAUCUAGGCAAUUGAGCGAGUCUACGGACAAGCGAAAACUCUCUUCUUUUGGACUUUCAUUGCAACAUACUGCUCGACCAAAAUUUUCCUACUUUCCUUCGCUAACAGAGCCAUCAAUUGAGCGUCCGGGAUCGCCCUUGAAGCCGUGUCGAUCACCAGAAAAUAAAAAUCGAGAGCUAAUUAAUCAACAGGAACUUGAGAUUCAAAGGAAAAUGAAAGCGUUUAAGCAUCGCCAUUCACAUCCCAAGCGUAAAACAAAAUUAAAAUGAGGAAACUAAGUGCAU